Messenger RNA from Frankliniella occidentalis (western flower thrips), 1280 nucleotides. RefSeq names its product rho GTPase-activating protein 100F-like. The annotation marks the transcript as partial. The record is from RefSeq and is a predicted model, not a curated record. Lineage: Eukaryota; Metazoa; Arthropoda; Insecta; Thysanoptera; Thripidae. Gene Ontology annotation, molecular function: protein binding. The transcript is spliced from 3 exons.
GACGCCAAGCACGUCGUGCAGCUCGUCGAGAUCGUCAAGCGGCCCGGCCAGACGCUCGGGCUCUACAUCCGGGAAGGGAACGGCAUCGAGCGCUCCGACGGCGUCUUCAUCUCCAGGAUCGCCCUGGAGUCGGCCGUGUACAACAGCGGCUGCCUCAGGGUGGGCGACGAGAUCCUGGCCGUGAACCUGGUGGACGUGACGCGGAUGUCGCUGGACGACGUGGUGAUCAUCAUGUCCAUCCCCCGGCGGCUGGUGCUGGUCACGCGCCAGACCAAGGGCGCGCCGCCGCCCGCGCAGCUGCAGCAGUCGCAGCCGCACAAGCCGCCGCCCGUGGUCGUCAUCAAGAAGGAGAUCCGCGACGACGAGGAGCACCAGCAGCUGCGCGACGACCUCCACGAGGACUCUCUCAGCCGGCGGCGCGGCCCCGGCUCGCGCGAGAUGUCCGGUUCGCGGUCGCGGCUCGGCCUCUCGUCGCGGAUGGGCUCGCACCAGGACAUCCACGACGGGCUGAGCAGCUCGCACAACGGCCUCGGCCUCCAGGGCCAGGGCAUCGGCGGCCUCGAGCUCUACUACAACUCGCGGCCCGAGCGCAGCAUGUCCACCUGGUCGUACCAGCCGCCGCCGCCCGUGGUCACGGAGCGCGACAAGCCGAGCGCGCCGCAGCACUUCCAGCCCUAUGAGCGCGGCUACCCCAAGACGCUCGAGUCGCUCGCGGAAAAGGUAUACGCUGUAUGUUCGCCUUUUACUAUGCACCUUUUCCGUAGUUAGUAUUAAAUUAAGGCCUGUGGCUCCGGCGACAUGAGGGAGAAAAACAAUUAUGUAGCUACAACAACAAAAUAAUAAUCAGGGAAAUUUUAUCUUGAAUAAGUUAUGGUAUUUUUCGUGAAAACUGACCAUAAUGUGUCUUUCAAGUCUUUCAAGUGCACAUACCGAGUGUUAGGGCUACGACACCCUAUGGGCCGUGGCGCCUUACGGAUGGAGCGUAGGCAAACCCGCAUAACUGCUGUGCCCUCACCCUGACACACGGGACAUAGCCCUUUGUCCUUCCUGCUGCUUUUAAAUUUGUCUAAUUAGCCGGGUGCGCCAUUUCGUAUUCGUUUCUGUAGAGCUGUUUGUCCCACCUGCACCGAUGGCGCCGUGAGCAUGAGGGCAACCCCGGAGUUGUAUAAUGUAAAUGUAACGGAAGAAGGCGCUCGCGGAGCUUGACCUCCCUGGGCUCACACAAGUGGUGCGAGUAAGGUACUUCACACUCACUAUUACCCUGAUGUUACUCUCUCCCC